This is a messenger RNA of Electrophorus electricus (electric eel), 1526 nucleotides long. It is a transcript of the gene upk1a, whose product is annotated as uroplakin 1a. The record is from RefSeq and is a predicted model, not a curated record. Gene Ontology annotation, cellular component: membrane. Lineage: Eukaryota; Metazoa; Chordata; Actinopteri; Gymnotiformes; Gymnotidae.
CCAGCCAUGGCGAGCCAAGGGGGCAUGACCUGCUUGAUAAGCUUCCUCAUCAUAUGCAAUGUGUUCUCUGCUGCAGCAGGACUGGCAUUAUUUGCACUGGCUAUUUGGGUGACAGUAGAUCAGUAUAAGCUGUACCCGAUAUCUGCAGUGUCAGGGAAGAAUGACAUCUUUGCCGCUGCCUGGAUAGCCAUCUUCACUGGCUUCGCCUACUUCUGCACCAGCAUCUUUGGCGUUUUCGCUGCUGUGAAAAUGCGUCGCUGCCUCAUGCUGACGUAUCUGAUCCUCAUGUCCAUCAUUUUCAUAUUUGAGUGUGCAUCCUGUAUUGUGGCUGUCACCAACAGAGACUAUCUGGUUGGUAACAGCAACCUUGUGAAGAAUCAGAUGCUACAGUACUAUGCGCAGGAUAGUGACAAUGGAAGACAGAUCACCGUCACAUGGAACAGGAUCAUGCAAGAUGCGCAGUGCUGUGGGACAGACUCCCCUCUGGACUGGGUCCAGUACAACUCCACCUUCGGCCAGCUGUACGGCAGCUCCACCCCCUGGCCACUGCAGUGCUGCACACGGCUGAGCAUCUUCAAGGUGGCGGACCUGCAGGACUGCGUGGAGGGGCAGAGCAGCGCCGUGUUCACCCAGGGCUGUUUUAACUACAUCCAGUCCAUGUUGUGUCGUUAUACCUGGGCAUUGAGCUGGUACGGCUUCUCUGUACAAAUGUUUGUGUUUUUUCUGUUGCUGAUCGCCAUACUGUACUAUAUUCUGCUGGAAUAACACCACUCAAGUGAUGCUACCACACACGCUGACGAGGCUAAACCUGAAUUGAACCUACUCGGCGUCUAUAAUAGGGACCUACUGGGUUGCAUUUAUCGACUGCUGCUGUGAGCAUCUUUGAUCUCGGAGCAAGGGCACAUCUACACCAGCUGCUUUCACCUGCUGUCACCAUCCAUCAGUACUGCAGCCACGAAGACCUUCAUUCAAUGGACAACUCGCACUGCACAGCACGUAGAAGAAACAGCGGAAAAUUCAGUAUGUUUGUUUAUUUAUCCAGUUAUUCCACGGAGGCGAUCAGCCGAGAUAUGUUUGGUACUGUCUGAUUUCCACAUGCAUUUCGCAAGGUGCCAUCAGGUGAUCAAACGCAAAACUAAAGGAACAAAAACCCGACCUGCUGAUUAGUUACACUGAAGGUAACGGGAAAAUUGUGUAAACUUAAUUUCGCGCCAAACUAUAGCGUUAAGAUGCAGCACUUUUAAACACGCUCUGUGUGUUGUGGUGACAUGACUGCUUUUACUGUUCGUUUUUUUUUUCCUUUUCAUUUUAAUAACAACCAAACCGAUACUAAAAAAAUAAUUAGGCGUAUAGAUUAGACUUUUGUUUGUCACAUUCCAGAUCAAUUGCUACAAUCAUCGCAUUAUUUAUUAGACAUUACUCUGAUGCAGGAGUCGGCCUUUUCCUCUUCUGUUCAUUUUCAAUUUGGCACAGAUUUGCUCUUGUAUUCCAGGAUCAGGGAUAAGAAUGAUCAAAUAUACGCUGUA